AUGAACAGUUACAUUACGGAGAGGUUUUCCCCAUUUUUCAUACCUUCUCUCAUAUUCUUUUGUCGCCUGACUAGUUAUAGCUUUGCUACCACACUUGAAAUGAAAAGGGAUGAAUCUGCUCUUCUUACUUUCAAAGCCUUCAUCACUUCAGAUCCUCACAAUAUGCUAAAGCUAAAUUGGAGCACUCGAACCUCAGUUUGCUCAUGGAUUGGAGUCACUUGUGAUUCCCAUGGCACUAGAGUGACUCGUUCAAAAAUCCCAAAUAUGGAACUCGUAGGCAGCAUCCCACCAGAAAUUGGGAAUCUUGAUUCUCUGGUUUCUCUAGAUAUAAGUGGAAACCAUCUUCAUGGUCCUAUUGCUGCAUCUGUCUUCAAUAUGUCGGUAAUCGAUUCUAUUAUAUUAUCCAAUACUAACUCAUCAGGUCGCCUUCCCGAAGACAUUUGCAGGCACAACAGACUUCAAAGACUCAAAAUUCUUGAUUUAAGCUUGAACAACUUGGAGGGAGAUAUACCGUUGAGCUUGGCCGAAUGCCCACAACUUGAGACAGUUGAGUUUUCGGGCAACAGCUUAAGUGGACAUGUGCCCAGAGAGAUUGGGAACAUGACACGGCUUAAAUAG
Messenger RNA from Salvia splendens (bonfire salvia), 618 nucleotides. Its product is annotated as probable inactive leucine-rich repeat receptor-like protein kinase At1g66830. Lineage: Eukaryota; Viridiplantae; Streptophyta; Magnoliopsida; Lamiales; Lamiaceae. The coding region runs from base 1 to 618 and encodes 205 amino acids. The transcript has a single exon. The record is from RefSeq and is a predicted model, not a curated record. Gene Ontology annotation, molecular function: protein binding.